Armigeres subalbatus is the source of this 1528-nucleotide messenger RNA. Its product is annotated as zinc finger protein 691-like. Gene Ontology annotation, cellular component: nucleus. Gene Ontology annotation, biological process: regulation of transcription by RNA polymerase II. Lineage: Eukaryota; Metazoa; Arthropoda; Insecta; Diptera; Culicidae. Gene Ontology annotation, molecular function: zinc ion binding; DNA-binding transcription factor activity, RNA polymerase II-specific. The transcript has 4 exons. The record is from RefSeq and is a predicted model, not a curated record. The coding region runs from base 145 to 1335 and encodes 396 amino acids.
GGUUGCAGAAGAUAAGCCAAAGAAUCAAAAAAUGUAAACAACUACCGUCGCAACAUUCAAUACUAUUUUUACAAAACAUUCAUAACGGUACUGUGCGUAAUUUUGAAUUCUUUUUUGUAUGCCGUUCAGUCAUAUCGUAUUACAAUGGAACGCCUCUGUAGAUUGUGCUUACAAAGUGCUUCCGAUUUGGAACCGAUUGCCAUUGGUGAACAUAAUAUUCAUAGCUCUGACGCUUCUAUUGGUCACAGUUUAGUCCAACUAAUUAUCCAAUAUCUUUCGAUUCAGAUCAUCAAGGUUGAAAACGAAUGUCCGUUCAUCUGCCCUGGUUGCAAAUCUCUUGUCGAGGAGUGGCAUCGGUUUCACACUUCCUGUGUAAAAAAUAAUGAAAUUUACCAGCGACGCGUACAGGAAAAGGAAGAUCACGAUAAAGCCGAUUCCGUUCAUCAUAAUUUGGAGGAAUCGUCUGAACUCGAACAAAUUGAUAUAAAAUCGUUCAAACCUGUCGAAGAGGACGAAGAAAAUGAUCCUGACUUUGAUCCGAACGGUGUAAGUGAUAACGAAGAUGAUGACGAUGACGGCGGUGAUGUCGGUUCCGUAUAUGAAUAUGAAAUUCUUGAAACGGAGAUGAAACUGGAAGCGGAAUCCAAGAGCAAAAUCGAGACGAUAUCGGACGACAAAGAAGAUCCGAAGCCACGGGCGUCAAAGCGCGGUAGGCCCAGGACGAAGUCCUUGGAUGAUACAUCGAGAGCGGCAAAACGUGCCGAGGUGUGCACGAUUUGUGGAAAGUUUAUAAAGAACCUCACCGAGCAUAUGAGAAUUCAUAACAAUGAACGAAGACAUCAAUGCCCUUACUGUGCGAAAUCGUUUGUCAGUGCUUCAAAUUACAGCUCACACGUGAACAUCCAUACGCGUGCCAAAAUGUACAAAUGCGACCUUUGCGACAAACAAUAUGCGUUGCUCAACAGCCUGAAGCAGCACCGGAUAACGCACUUUAAGGAACGAAUCUACUUGUGUCCGGUCUGUGGGAAGGCAUAUUAUCAACCGACGGGAUUGGCCAGACACAAAAGGACCCACUUUGAGCAACCGACAAUCAAAUGCACCGAGUGUGAUAAAAUGUUUUUGACUAAUGGUGAUCUGAGAAAACACUUCAAGAAGCACCUACCGGAGAAGCCGUUCAGUUGCGAGAUUUGCAAUCGGGCUUUUAAUCGGAAGGACAACCUCAAGACGCAUAUGAAAACGCAUCGAGAGAAGGGAUCCAAGUUGUCUCCAUGUGAUGAGCCAGAGAAACAAGAGAACACACCCAUAAAGAUUAAACUGGAAAUCACAAAGGUGUGAAAAAUGUUGUGUUUGUAAUGAAUCGAGUUUUUCUCAUUUGCUCAGGUAUCAAAUGACUUGCAAAUUAACUGCAUGAAUUUAUUUUCAAGUUAUGUUAGGAGUGAUUUGCUCUUCUCAAUGAAAAUGUUAAGUCUAAUGAAAUGUAUGACGAUUGUGGCAAAUACAGUUUUGACCCAAUUUGGCCACUCCCCGA